Symphalangus syndactylus (siamang) is the source of this 3048-nucleotide messenger RNA. RefSeq names its product actin related protein 2/3 complex subunit 3 (gene ARPC3). Gene Ontology annotation, biological process: Arp2/3 complex-mediated actin nucleation; regulation of actin filament polymerization. Lineage: Eukaryota; Metazoa; Chordata; Mammalia; Primates; Hylobatidae. The record is from RefSeq and is a predicted model, not a curated record. Gene Ontology annotation, cellular component: cytoskeleton; Arp2/3 protein complex.
AUUGCACUCCAGCCUGGGCAACAGUGAGACUCCAUCUCAAAAAAAAAAAAAAAAAAAAACGUGAGGACCUGUUAAGUAUCAGUGGUAGCUUAUGCCUGGGGGCUAGGCUAGAGGGAAGGGUCGGGUGUCUACCCCAUGGUCCACUCAGGGAGGAGCAUGAUGAGUGGGCAACAUGGGGAUGUGCUGGGCUGCCUGGGAACUUUCCUGUGGCCCUUAGAGGAUAGAGAGUGUAGAAACAGCCUGAUCUCCCAGGGUUGCUAAUUCUUAGAAACUUAUUGUCACAUGGGAGGGGAAGAAAGAAGAGGCAGCUUUUCAGUUGCCCUUUUCCUUGGUCCUGCCUAGUUUAGCUUCUAGAGAGUAUGGUAUGUGCCUGUGGAGAAAAAGUGAAGGACCCAAUUCCAGUGCCUUCCCCACUGGACACUGGGGUUUCAAAGAUGAAUCUGACAAUUCCAGUCCUCAAGGAUUUCACUGUCUCAUAGGCGGGGCUGACAGAAAUUCAGUAAAUUUACACAAAUUUACUGAAGUUCUGUGGAUGCCAGGUACUGGGGAUAGAACAGGGAUGGACAGUGCAGGCAGGGCCUUGCUCACGUGGGGCUGCCAUGCUGGCCUGUGAGACUGACCAUGAGGAAGGAAACCUCGGAGAGAGGAUGGAAAGAAAAGCAGAAAAGAAAUGGAGAGUGAUUGUGGGGCUACUUUGGGCUCUUUGUCAAAAAAGACCUUGCCUAAAAGGUGCUAUUUGCCCAGUCACCUGAAUGUGAAAUCAGAUGUGGGAACAUGAGGCCCUAUUCCAGGCUGGGAACUGGCAGAAGAAAUGGCUCUCAGGCAGCAAUGAACUUGACUUUUAACAUAAGUUUUCUAGUAAUAAACAGGUUAAAAACUCUGGGCUUUCAGUAUGCUCCAAGCAUGUAAGUUCUAAGCAUUUUACAUGUAAUUCAUUUCAUCCUCACAAAACUAUGAGGUAAAUACUGUUACUACCAUUUUCAGGUGAGGAACUGAAGCACAGAGAGGCCAGUUAACUUGCUCAAAAUUAUAGAGCUAGUAUGUAUUGGAGCUGCGAUUCAAACCCGGAGUCCAGUGCCCUUCAGUUUCUCCAUUUUUAGAUGCAGUGCAUUGGGUUCAUUCAUUCACUCAAAUAUUGAUGUUUCCUACAUACCAUCACUGUUACAGGCACAGAGGACAAAACGAAGUGCUGCCUUUUUGGCAUUCACAAGGAUAGGGAGACAAGCACUAAGAGUAAACUAAAUACAAGAAUCAUAAGAACUAAGGGAGAAAGCGGGAGAGAAGGAUAAGGCAUGGGGCUGGAGUCGGGUGAACUGAAAAUAGAAUGACCGGAGAAUGCUUCACAGGAAAGGUGAUUUUUUUUUUUUUUUUUUUUUUUUUUUUGAGAGAGUCACACUCCGUCAUCCAGGCUGGAGUGCAGCGGCGCGAUCUUGGCUCACUGCACCCUCCGCCUCCCAGGUUCAAGCGAUUCUCCAGCCUCAGCCUCCCGAGUAGCUGGGAUGCUACCAGGCCCAGCUAAUUUUUGUAUUUUUAGUAGAGACGAGGUUUCAUCAUCCAGGCUGGUCUCGAACUCCUGACCUCAGGUGAUCCACCCGCCUCGGCCUCCCAAAGUGCUGGGAUUACAGGCGUGAGCCACUAUGCCCGGCCCUGAAAAGGUGACAUUUGAAAAAAAUACAAAAGAGGUGAUUGAUCUCAGAUUCUGGAACCUCAAGACCCAUCUCCAUUCUUUUUUUUUUUUUUUUUUUUGAGACGGAGUCUUGCUCUGUCGCCCAGGCUGGAGUGCAGUGGCGCAAUCUCGGCUCACUGCAAGCUCCGCUUCCCGGGUUCAGGCCAUUCUCCUGCCUCAGCCUCUCCGAGUAGCUGGGACUACAGGCGCCCGCCACCACGCCUAGCUAAUUUUUUGUAUUUUUAGUAGAGACGGGGUUUCACCGUGGUCUCGAUCUCCUGACCUCGUGAUCCGCCCGCCUCGGCCUCCCAAAGUGCUGGGAUUACAAGCGUGAGCCACCGCGCCCGGCUGACCCAUCUCCAUUCUUCGCGCUGCCUCACGCUGCGCCACUCAAGGCCCCUGCCUAGUGCUCUGGCGCCUCCUUCAUAUCCGCGCGGCCGCUGCAACCAGAGGCGGAACUGCAAGGCCGGAAGCUCCACGUCCUCACCCGCCCCUUCCGUUUCGCUUCCGCCUACCCCGCUCGGGCUGCCAGACCGGAAGCGCUCCGCUCUACCUGGAUCUUUCUCUGGAUUGAAACCCGGGCGCCGCCAAGAUGCCGGCUUACCACUCUUCUCUCAUGGAUCCUGACACCAAACUCAUCGGAAACAUGGCACUGUUGCCUAUCAGAAGUCAAUUCAAAGGACCUGCUCCCAGAGAGACAAAAGAUACAGAUAUUGUGGAUGAAGCCAUCUAUUACUUCAAGGCCAAUGUCUUCUUCAAAAACUAUGAAAUUAAGAAUGAAGCUGAUAGGACCUUGAUAUAUAUAACUCUCUACAUUUCUGAAUGUCUAAAGAAACUCCAAAAGUGCAAUUCCAAAAGCCAAGGUGAGAAAGAAAUGUAUACACUGGGAAUCACUAAUUUUCCCAUUCCUGGAGAGCCUGGUUUUCCACUUAACGCAAUUUAUGCCAAACCUGCAAACAAACAGGAAGAUGAAGUGAUGAGAGCCUAUUUACAACAGCUAAGGCAAGAGACUGGACUGAGACUUUGUGAGAAAGUUUUCGACCCUCAGAAUGAUAAACCCAGCAAGUGGUGGACUUGCUUUGUGAAGAGACAGUUCAUGAACAAGAGUCUUUCAGGUCCUGGACAGUGAAGGGAGCCCGGGCAGCCACCGUCUCCAGAGCCCUGGGCAGCAUUUUCCAGCAAGAUGUAUACAAUCUUUUGCCUUUAUUUCAUAAAGCUUUAUACAGAAGAGAGAAGAGCAUGUCUUUACUUGAAAAACUCUUGAUCAAGAAUUUGGGUGGGAGAAAAGAAAGUGGGUUAUCAAGGGUGAUUUGCAAUUUUCUGCAGCAUUAAGCUGGCGCUUAAUAAGAAUAAGUAAUAAUAAAGAAAUUUCUAACAUUCCA